Molecule: messenger RNA, 1303 nt
Organism: Cervus elaphus (red deer)
Lineage: Eukaryota; Metazoa; Chordata; Mammalia; Artiodactyla; Cervidae
Gene: RNASEH1
Product: ribonuclease H1
Exons: 9
Coding region: 91-948 (285 amino acids)
Biological process (GO): DNA replication, removal of RNA primer
Molecular function (GO): magnesium ion binding; RNA-DNA hybrid ribonuclease activity; nucleic acid binding
Source: RefSeq, a predicted model, not a curated record
AUCUCCCUGCGCCGCCGCCGGAAGUUCGGGCUCUGUGAUGGUGGCGCUCGGCCGGGAGCUGAGGUGGUCGGCGGCGGCCGGGCAUGAGCGAUGACCCGACUCCUGGGCGUGGUGCACAGAGUGGCUUUGGCCAUUGUGGGCUGCAGUAGCCCGAGCUGCCGCAGUCUUGCCAUGUUCUAUGCCGUGAAGAGGGGCCGCAAGGCCGGAGUCUUCCUGACCUGGGAUGAAUGCAGAGCACAGGUGGACCGGUUUCCUGCAGCCAGAUUUAAGAAGUUUGCCACAGAGGAGGAAGCCUGGGCCUUUGUCAGAAGGUCUGCAAGCCCCAGUGAUUCAGGAGGGCAAAAAGCUAAACACGUAGAAGAACCACAAGUGAAAGCAAGCAAGCGACUCCGUGAGCCCUUGGAUGAGGGUGAAAAGGCAGAGCCGUGUGCAAAGCACGUGAGACAGAGCACAGAGACACCAUCUCCAGUUAGCAAAGACACCUUUUCUUACAUGGGGGACUCUGUGGUCGUCUACACCGACGGCUGCUGCUCCAGUAACGGGCGCAAGAGGGCCCGAGCGGGAAUCGGCGUUUACUGGGGGCCGGGCCAUCCUCUAAAUGUAGGAAUUAGACUUCCUGGGCGACAGACAAACCAAAGAGCAGAGAUUCAUGCAGCCUGCAAAGCCAUCGAGCAAGCCAAGGCUCAGGACAUCACUAAGCUGGUUCUCUGCACGGACAGUAUGUUUACCAUCAACGGCAUCACCACCUGGGUGAAGGGCUGGAAGCAGAACGGCUGGAGGACCAGCACCGGGAAGGAGGUGACCAACAAGGAGGACUUCGCGGAGCUGGAGCGGCUGGCGCGGGGCAUGGACAUUCAGUGGAUGCAUGUUCCUGGCCAUUCGGGAUUCAGAGGCAACGAAGAGGCGGACAGAUUGGCGAGAGAAGGCGCGAAGCAGCCCGCAGACUGAGCAGUCGGCGGGAUGGAGUCAGGACUCUCGGGUGGACCUGUGCCUUCGUGGGGCUGGAGGAAGGUGCAGCCCCCCCCCACGACCCACGACCCAGGACCCAGGACCAAGACCCAGGACCCAUGCCCAGCCAAGGGGACGUGGCUGCGCCUGGUGGGCAUGAGGGGGGCCGCCUGCUCCUGCGGUCACGGCGUCUGAAGACCGUGGUUGUAGAUGAAUGCUGUAAAAGUGUCUUUGGUUAUUUUUGUUAAAAGCACCUUGAAAAUGAAAAACUUUAACGUUGUUUUUUUCUUCUAUUAGAAAUUUUGUCAUAAAAGCAUGCAGAAAAUGAUACAAAAUAAAUGGACAGCUUAUUGAA